AUGGAACUCCAUAAAGACAUCUUUGUCUUUCACUCUCACUUUGCUUUUGAACUUUCCUUCAAUUUCCACUUUGUUGUCACCCAACCCCACUCCACUGUAAUUCACUUUUUCAAUUUUGGGCUGGCCAAUACUAUUCCACACUUCUUUAUUGACAACAUUUAUUUGCGAUGCAGUAUCGACAAUCAUUUCAAUAUUCACUUCUCCAAACUUCACUCGUUGUUUAAUCCACUCUUCUUUUUCUACACUUUGCAAUGGAUCGAAGAUAUCCAGAAUUGCGCAAUAUGGAGCACCUGA
Meloidogyne enterolobii is the source of this 294-nucleotide messenger RNA. NCBI's taxonomy places the organism in Eukaryota, Metazoa, Nematoda, Chromadorea, Rhabditida, Meloidogynidae. The record is from the annotation of a GenBank genome assembly.